Messenger RNA from Trichomonas vaginalis G3, 2040 nucleotides. RefSeq names its product DNA ligase 1/3 family member family. The record is from RefSeq and is a predicted model, not a curated record. Bases 1 to 2040 code for a protein of 679 amino acids. Lineage: Eukaryota; Parabasalia; Trichomonadida; Trichomonadidae. The transcript has a single exon. Gene Ontology annotation, biological process: DNA recombination; DNA repair; DNA biosynthetic process. Gene Ontology annotation, cellular component: mitochondrion; nucleus. Gene Ontology annotation, molecular function: ATP binding; DNA ligase (ATP) activity; DNA binding.
AUGACUCAACAGGGAAUUGCGAAAUUCUUUGGAGGAAAAGAUAUUGAGUCUACAAAGAAGAACGCUAUUGUACGCAAGCAAGUCAACGUAAAUAUAUCAGAUUUUGACAACGUUUUCAAGGAUGUUGAAAUCCCAACUGUCGAAGGUUACAAUAUUCCUCGAGAUGUCGUUGGAUAUGUAGCCUGGAACAGAGGAGAUCCAAUUCCAUUCACAUUUAUUACAAAAAUGGUCGAUGAGCUCGAACCAUUAACUGGAAAGCUCGAAAUUAACGAUUUACUCUGCAAAUACUUCUUGGCAAUCCUCAUGACAACACCAAAGGACAUUGUCCCAUUCGUAUUUUUAUGUCUCGGACAACUUCGUCCCAAUCAUGAAGGUGUUAAAAUUAACAUUGGCCAGGAAAGUAUUAUUUCUGCUCUCGGCGACAAAAAAGUUGUGAAAGAGAAGCUGAAGAAAGAAGGUGACCUUUCCAAGGUUGCUCAGCAGAUCAGAUCCACACAAAAAUCAAUGACAUCAAUGUUCGGCAAAGUCAACGAAGCAUAUACAAUUACCGGCGUCUACAAAGAAUUCCUCAAGAUGGCAGGAUUCCAAGGUGCCAACUCAGAUCGCAAUAGAACACAAACAAUCCAGAAAUUAUUAACAAAUUGCAAACCAGAAGAAGUCAAAUGCAUUGUUCGUAUGCUUGAGUGCAAACUUAGAGUUGGCGCUGCACAUGAAUCAUUCUUAUUUGCUUUAGGUAUGGCAUUCCGCCGCCGCGAGUACAUCAUGGGAAUGAUUAAGAACAAUCCUGAUGAAGAAGACCUUAAAGAUCAUGGCCACUUGUUCCGUGAGAUCUACUACAGAUACCCAAUCAUCGACGAGAUCCUUGUUGAGUUUCUCAGAGGCAGUUUCAAGGGAGCAGAGAAGAAUAUCAACAUCAAAGUUGGAAUUCCUGCAAUGCCAAUGCUUGCUAAGCCAGCAAAGAAACUCGAUGAAAUCAAGAGACGUCUUGGCGAUGGAAGAAUCACAGGCGAAUACAAGUACGAUGGCGAAAGAGCUCAAAUUCAUAAGAACAAAGAAGGCAAAGUCAGAAUUUUCUCAAGAAGUGCAGAAGAUUCUACUGCUAAGUUUGCAGAUGUUGCUGAUAUCAUCACAGACAAUGUUAAGGGUGAACAAUACAUCUUAGACUCCGAGAUUGUUGCCUAUGAUCCAGAGAAACACGUAAUUUUGCCAUUCCAAACUUUGAUGAAUCGUCCAAAGAAAGGAACAGAUACUCCAUCUGCAAUUCAUGUUUGUGUUUGUGCAUUCGACUUGCUUUCCUACAAUGGAGUAAGUAUGUUAGAUGAACCACUCGAGAAGCGCAGAGAUAAGUUGCAUGAAAUCGUUACUGUUGUUCCAACGAAAUUGCAGUUGGCAACAUACAAGAAUGCUUCAAAGAUCGAAGAUCUUGGCGACUUCUUCGAAGAAGCUGUUAGCAACAGAACAGAAGGACUCAUGGUCAAGACACUCAAUGGAAGAUACGAGUGCGGAAAGAGAGCAAUGAGUUGGGCAAAGUUGAAGAAGGAUUACAUCAGCAAAGAAGUCUUCAAAGGUGGCGUUGCAGAAGAAAUUCCUCCAGAUACUAUUGAUGUCGUUGUCAUCGGUGCUACAUAUGGCAAAGGCAAGAGAACAUCUGUUUAUGGUGCUUUCCUUGUUGGCGUUUAUAACAAUGUUACAGGCAAGGUUGAAUCUCUUUGCUUUGUCGGCACAGGUUUCAAGGAAGAUGAUCUCAAGGAAUUUUAUGAGAAAUUACAUCCACUCGAAAUGGAGAAGUGCCCAGACAAUGUUGACUGCAGGCCAUUAGACCAAGAUCCAGUUUUCUUCAAGCCAGAGCUCGUUUGGGAAAUUCAAGUUGCAGAUAUCCAAACAACACCAACUUACAGCGCUUGCUGGGGUGAAUUAGGCGAGAAAGGCCUCACAAUCAGAUUUGGAAGAUACUAUAGAACUAGAACAGAUAAGACAUGGGAACAAUCUACAUCGACAGAGCAAUUACUUGAGCUCUAUCAUCAACAAUUUGAGAAAUAA